Molecule: messenger RNA, 2088 nt
Organism: Ustilago hordei
Lineage: Eukaryota; Fungi; Basidiomycota; Ustilaginomycetes; Ustilaginales; Ustilaginaceae
Exons: 2
Coding region: 1-2088 (695 amino acids)
Cellular component (GO): endoplasmic reticulum membrane
Molecular function (GO): sphingosine-1-phosphate phosphatase activity
Source: RefSeq, a predicted model, not a curated record
AUGUCUGCUCUACAUCAGCGUCGAGCACCCGCCGUUCGCGAGGCAUCCACAUCUAGCAUCGAAGAAGAUCGCAAGAUUUCUGGUUCCUGGCAUCAGUCUGCUUCUCCUUCAUCGCCUUGCUCCCCUUCCUUUUCUCUCCCUGCUACUAGCUCUCGACCUCCGCUCAGCGUCAACAUCUCUUCGCCCAACACCUCUUCAUCCAACACCUCCGACUCCAAAGACAAGAACAACGGCAAACGAGGUCACAUCCAAAAGCACGAAAAGAUCGAACGCAUCGGUCUCCUUCGUGGCUCAUCCUACGUCAAAUCCACCGACAAAGAUUGCGUCCCCCAACACGAGCUGACCACCUCCAUCGGACUCCAAGACGAUUCCGUUUACGAUGCAUACCUUCCACCUCCUGUCGCUUUCUUGCGUCGUCUCAUCGUAGCAGUCUUGCGCAAGGAAGCGUCGCUACACGAGCGACAUCAGAAUUUCAUGCGUAGACCAUGGCUAGAUCGAUAUUUCGUCAACACAUCCCUGCUGGGGACGCAUAGUUUCUUCCUCGUCUUCUUGCCGAUGAUCUUCUGGUUGGGAGACCCGAGGUUCGGUCGUGGAAUGAUCAACGUUUUGGCUUUUGGAGUGUAUCUUUCUUCUGCGAUCAAGGAUCUUUUCUGCCUUCCUCGGCCUUACUCUCCCCCAGUAACGCGUCUAACGGUGGGUACGCAUCAUUUGGAGUAUGGAUUCCCAUCAACACACUCAACCAACAGUGUCAGCAUCGCACUUUACAUCUACCUUUGGAUUCGAAAACUUCGCCAAAUCACCCCUGUAGAAUCUAUCGGCAUCUUCUCCUCUCCACUCUGGGAAGCAGGUCUCUUAUUCUACGCAACCAGCGUUGUCUAUGGGCGCAUCUACGCCGGUAUGCAUUCGAUCAUCGACUGUAUUGCCGGCUCAGCAUUGGGUGCAGCCAUCACGGCGGUACAAUGGGCAUGCUUUGACCAGAUCGAAGAGUUUUUCCAGAUCAACAGUUGGACUGUUCCAAUCGCAGUAAUCCCAGCUGGGUUGUUGAUGGUUUCGGUUCAUCCACAACCAGUCGAUGACUGCCCGUGCUUCGAAGACGCCAUUGCCUUUAUCUCUGUUGCUAUGGGCGUAGGUCUAGCGCGAUGGAGUGGAAUCCGGUUCGGGAUCACACUCAAUACCGAUCCCACCUUGCACCCUUUCCAAGGCCCGAGCGGUGCUUUGGCAGGGUUAGAAACUCGCAGCUUUAACGCAACCAGCAUCGACAGAGAGCCUCUAAUCCAGAUCCCGAUCGCGGGGGUGUGGGAGAGAUGGAUUAAGAAUGGUCUAAUUAUGGUGUUCGGUUUAGUCAACGUGCUAUUGUUGAGGGUAAUUGUGAAGACGGCGUGUAAAGUGAUACUUCCGCCGACGUUCAGGUUGGUGGAUGAGUUGAUCGGGUUCAGUCUGCCGAGAAGACAUUAUACACCGGCGAGCGAUUAUAACAAGAUCCCACUGAAGGAUCUAAGCGCGGUUCCGUCGGUGAUCGAUUUGCCCAGUCAAAUUAUUGUUACUGAUGAAAGUGGGAAUGAGCAGACGAUUCAGUCCCCGCUUACUUCGCCGCUGGGUAGUAGGAGGGCUAGUGCGAUUGCGAUGGGUGGAGCCGGAGGAGCAUCAAGCCCGUCUUCUGUUUCAAGUGCAUUGUUGGCGAGGUCACCGAUACAUUCACCUGUUCUGUCGAGAACUCCGAGUCCGAAUCCACUGGAGAUGCGACGUGCGUUGGGUGGCGGAUCGGCAGUGGGCAAGAGAAAGAUUCAAUUCACGAUUGGUGGCGGAAGUGCGGAUGAUGCGAUCGAGGAUACAGUAGCUGAACGAGGGGCUCAGGAUCUGCCUAUUCCGUUAACGCAAAGCAAGGCACAUCCGAACUUUGUAGCGCCUGAUGAACAGGUAGCGAAGAAUUUGGCAGCUGAUAUCAAACGUACUACCCCGACCGAGGUGGAGAAAGAGGUCAAACAUUAUGAUGCCGAUGUGUUGACCAAAGUGAUAGUGUAUACCAAUAUUGGGUUGUUCUCUGCUGGAUUGAUUCCGGCUUUGUUCGAGAGGUUAGGUCUUUGCUAA